Molecule: messenger RNA, 1930 nt
Organism: Anoplophora glabripennis (Asian longhorned beetle)
Lineage: Eukaryota; Metazoa; Arthropoda; Insecta; Coleoptera; Cerambycidae
Gene: Rab14
Product: ras-related protein Rab-14
Exons: 4
Coding region: 122-769 (215 amino acids)
Biological process (GO): phagosome maturation; endocytic recycling; Golgi to endosome transport
Cellular component (GO): Golgi apparatus; trans-Golgi network; phagocytic vesicle
Molecular function (GO): GTP binding; GTPase activity
Source: RefSeq, a predicted model, not a curated record
GUCCCACAACAAUGGCCACCAGCUAUUUGUAAUUUUGACAGCGUGUCAGAAUUGGACAACAGAAGUUUUUCAUUAAACGGUUCAGUUUGUUAGGAUAUUAUUAAUUUUGUGUUAUUUAAAAAUGUCAGCUGGGCCGUAUAAUUAUUCCUACAUAUUUAAAUAUAUCAUUAUCGGUGAUAUGGGUGUUGGAAAAUCAUGUCUGCUUCACCAGUUCACAGAGAAAAAGUUCAUGGCCGAUUGCCCUCACACAAUAGGAGUUGAAUUUGGUACGAGGAUCAUAGAAGUAUCCGGGCAGAAAAUCAAACUGCAAAUAUGGGACACCGCAGGUCAGGAAAGGUUUAGGGCCGUGACUCGUUCCUACUAUCGCGGUGCUGCGGGAGCUUUAAUGGUUUAUGACAUUACCAGGCGGUCUACGUACAACCAUCUCAGUAGUUGGUUGACGGACACCAGGAACUUGACCAAUCCGAGCACCGUUAUUUUCCUUAUCGGGAACAAGUGUGAUUUAGAGGGUCAGAGGGACGUGACGUACGAAGAAGCGAGUAAGUUCGCCGAAGAGAACGGCCUAAUGUUUGUGGAGGCUAGCGCAAAAACGGGUGACAAUGUGGAGGAGGCGUUCCUCGAGACGGCCAAGAAGAUCUACCAGAGCAUCCAGGACGGCCGUCUGGACCUGAACGCCGCCGAAUCGGGGGUACAGCACAAGCCCUCCCAGCCGGGCCGCAACAACCUCUCCGGCGACCAGCAAGCCAACAAAGACAAUUGCGCCUGCUAGUCGUGUAAACGAAUCCAAGAUUUAUCAAACGGAAUCUCCAACGAUUCUUCAAAUUUUAUUAUAACAUUAUUCUAGAUUUUUUUUUAUUUACACCCUGAAGAUGGCAGGAAACCACUUAUUAAGUUUUAAAUUUAGGAAAUUACUAUUUAUUAUAAGCAAUUCGAUGUUUGUUUCAGUGUAGGGCACUCACACAAUUCCAGACCGUCGAAACAACAGAUGCAGAACCUUUGGGUUUUAGUUGUCGGGAUAGAUUUUAAAUGAGAGUAAUAUAGUGUACCAGGUUAUAUAGAUUUUUUCAAUAAUAAUUAUAAUGGUAAUAUAUAAGAUUCUAUCGGAAGAUCGGAGGCAAUUCGAAGAGAGCAGGACAGUUGUUUUUCGUUGUACAUGAUAUUAAUUGUUUAUGCCGAACCAGUAAUUUAGGAGUGUAACUAAACGAAAAGGUGAUAAAUUCGUCAAAUCUUCGUCUUAACGCCCUCGUUUUAACACGCAUCACAGUUUCACGCGCCUUCUGUAAAAACCGUCUUGUGGUAUGUGGGAAACAGAAAUGUGAUGAUCUUUUCGUAAUGUCAGAGUAAAUAUACGUCUUAUUUAAUAAUUUACAAUGUCUAUUUCAGAAAUGAGAAAGCAGAUAACAGAUAUUAGUUAAAAUGUAGUUAGGUCCAUGUUGAUGAAAUGGUAGAAAUAUUUGUUUCAAAACAUUUUUUUACCAUAACAAAUCGAGCAAUUUCCGAUAUUAAGUUUUAUAUGUCACAUAUGAAGUAUUUAAAAACUUUAUGGGUGCUGGCUGAUUCUGGUCUUAUCACCGAUUUUUUUCUGAAUUAAAAGUUUCGUUCCACUUGUACGUGCGUAACGUUGGAGUUUCGUUGGUUUAAUUUAUAAAGUAUAGGUGUUAACGAAGUAAUAUUUUAACUAACGAUAUAUUUUUGUAAUUGUCGGAUUGAGAACGUCAACGGCACAGCAAGUAGGGGCUUUUUGAGACGAGGGCAUUAAGACGAACGUUAUAUCAUUACUUGUAGGCUUUUUUCUUGUUAUUAAGAAUAAUAUACCAGGCUUAUAUAUUUGAUAAAAUCCCAAAUUGUUGCUGCAUUGUUUUUAGUGAUGAAUGUUUGUAUGUGAUGUAUUUAUUAUCAUAUAUAAAUAAUAUAAAUUAAGUUAAUGGCA